GAACUGAACAUUGUGACCUAGUGAAGUAUGGAGUUACCGUAACCAUUACAGUUCUGUGCUUACUUGGUUUGAGAAUUCUACCCCUGGAAAACAAAAAAGAAGAAAAAAGAAUCAAGAUCUGUGAUGGCUUCUGCAGAAUAUCAUUCCAAGAAAGUUGUUAAUGAAGAUACAAAUGAGAGUAACGAUGAUAUGGACGGUGUGUGUAGUGACAGUGAGAAAAUGGGCUUCAUUGCAGCAAAGGAAGAUGAAGACAGAGAGAGUACAAUUGACAUUGAUGAAGAGGAUAAGAUCAGUGACAAAGUGGAAGCAGCUGUUUUGCGGAUGCUUAAAAAAGAGGUAGAUAGAGAAAAAGAAGUCAACAACAUAGAUUACAGUCGCAUUGAAGAAGAGAAACAGGAAGCAUCACAAACUGAAGAUGAAGAUUUCAGAGCUGUCCAGCAUGAACAUGAUUCUCAAAGCCAUGGAAUGAGAAAAUGUGAAUUUCUGAAGAAGUUGAGGAUACACAUUUGGGCAUCCCUAUCAAAGGCUAAGUAUGUCAGUCUGUUAAAAGACUUUGUUGAGUCUGAAUUCUUUGUAAUAGAUGGGGAUUCCUUACUACUUAUGUUUAUAGAUAAGAAAACACAAUAUCUAAACUUCUUCUACCAAAUUGAAUGCUUUUUGCAUGAUUUCGCUGAAAAAGGAGCAAAAUACGUCAUUACUUUCUUCAAGGAUGCAGAGCAGAUGUUCUUUCAGUAUCCUCAUUUUCUUUUCUUACGUACUGCAUUAAUAGAACACCUGAGGCAUAAUACAAGCAUAACUGUUCAUACAGAAUUUUCCAAUUGUUUAUCAUCCAAAUGGGAGAUGUUCCUGAAGCAAAGCUAUCCUUACUUCAUCAUCGUAUCUGACACAGGACUGAGCUCUCGCCAAACAGACUUUUUAUCUAUUUUAAUUGCUCAUUCAUUGUCAAAGAAAAUCAAUGUUGUGCUUGCUUCAGGACAGGAGUAUGAUCUUCUUAGAGUUUAUGGAUAUCACGUUCAAAGUUUAUAUAAACACAGAUCAUUUUUUCAAAUGGUUUGCCAGGCUAUCCAUUUGUUGAAACAACUGUGGCCUGAAGGAUCUGAUAUUCGCCGUGUGGUCUGUGUUCUUGCUUGUGCUGUGGGAUUAAAAAUAUACAGCAGCAUGCUGGGAAAUGCAGAUACUCCUAUGGGAGCAAACAGAAUGCAAUCAGCAAGAAGAAGAAGUAAACACCUAUCUCCUGAAGAAGCAGCUGACCUGUGCAGAAUGCAAUGUCUCACAGUGACUUUUCUUCUUCAUAUGCCUCUUUCACAGAGAGCUCAGAUUAGGGACAUGAAAUCCUACUGGACAAAGCAAGUUUUACCACUGUUAAAAAUGCAACAGUUGUGUAUGCAUUUUGCUCUGGUACAGCUAUGUGAUACAAACGAUUGGAAAUUGGAUUUAACUUACCUGCCUGAUUUAAAUGAUGAUUCGCUGCUCAUAAAUCUUGCACAUUACUAUGAGGUCGAAUACACUAAAGGAUUAGAGUUCCAAAAGGAUUUGGGGAAAGAAAUGGAGAAUGACUACCAAUUUUUAUGGGACGCUGUAAAAAAAUUGGCAGUGAAAUACAGUUUUGGAGAUGCUUUCCCAAUACGAAAAACAUCCCAAGUAUUUCUUGAACAGGAGCAGACAUUAUUUAGAGUCUGUGAAGAAGAAAUUCCUAACAUUGGACUAAUCCCAGUGAAAUCUGAUCUUGUUCAAGAUUAUGUUGGAGAUGUUUUGAAAGACCUACCUGUUUUAAAAAGCAAUGACCCUGCAAUUACUUCACUUAUUAAAUACAAGGAAUUCGAUGAACGUCGUCACUGGCAUUCUGAUAGACCUUUGACUGAGGAAUAUGAGCGAGUGCCAUGCAAUGCUGAUGCAAAAUCCAAAAGUCCAAAAGAAAGAAGAGAAAUACAGAAGUUACAGACUUUUCGUCACUUUUAUGGAAGCACUCUGGAAGACAGCCCUUCAAAACAUAUUGUAUAUCAAGAGCAUGUGUCAGAGAAUGCUAAUUCUGCUGUCAAAAAGGCACAAAAGAAGCACAAAAGUAAAGUGGAAAUAAUUACAGAGGAAAACAACAGGCGACUAAAAGCUAAGGAAGAAGAUAAAGAACAGAAGCAAUGGCAAGCCUUAUAUAUGACAACUGUAAAGGAAAUAAAAGAAAACCAGACUGUUGGAAUAAAUAAAUUGGAGAAGUUUCUCAAGACCUUUAAAAGUAAAUCUGUGAAGUUCAGCAUAGAAAUGACAGCACUGUCUGCCUGUUUACAAGUGUGGAAGAAACACUGCAAAGAGCAAGGAAAGAAAUCUAAAGAUUUAAGCAAAGCUGUUCAAGUCAUGAGGAGAAUUCAUAUCCUUCUUGAAAAAUAUCAAGAUCUCUUGGAGGAACCACAUCUACAAAAGCUGACCAAAUAUCUAAAACUCCUUGGAUUUGAGAAUUUGGCAUGCUCCCUGUCUGGCCAGACAGGAGAAAGCAGUAAUCAGAAUACAAGCAAAUAUGCUAUUGAAGUGGGUUCAGCUCGCUUUCAGCUACAAUACAUGGAUUAUUACUUGCUCAGAGAAGAGAGAAAUGAUCCAGAUCCCCGAGUGCAACAUUUCAUACCAGACACAUGGCAGCGAGAACUUCUUGAUGCUGUAGAUAAUAAUGAAUCCGCAGUGAUUGUUGCUCCCACUUCCUCAGGAAAAACAUAUGCAUCGUACUAUUGCAUGGAAAAAGUUCUGAAAACAAGCAACGAAGGAGUAGUUGUGUAUGUUGCUCCUACAAAGGCCCUUGUAAACCAAGUGGUAGGAACUGUAUACAGUCGAUUCACCAAGAAACUUCCAGAUGGAUUGGCAGUGUGUGGAGUCUUUACACGAGAUUAUCGCCAUGAUGUCAUGAAUUCUCAGAUACUAGUGACAGUGCCUCAAUGCUUAGAAAUUUUGAUGCUGUCUCCUCGUUGCCAGAAAUGGACCCAACGAAUACAGUAUGUUAUAUUUGAUGAGGUACAUUGUCUUGGUGGUGAAAUUGGAGCAGAGAUUUGGGAACAUCUUCUGAUAACAAUUCGAUGUCCAUUUUUGGCGCUCUCUGCUACUGUUAGUAACCCGGAACACCUAACUGAGUGGUUACAAUCUGUGAAAAGGUAUUGGCAACGUGCUGAGAAUAAAAUAGAAGGAAGCUCUACAAACUCUGAAAAGAACUUUACAAGACAAUGUAAAGUGAAAUCUAAAGUACAAGAACAAAAGAAAUCAUAUCGUGUUAGACUAGUCUUGUAUGAAGAAAGAUACAAUGAUUUGGAAAAGUAUGUGUGUUCUCUAAAGGGUAGCGAUUUUACCAUUGAACACUGUCAUCCAUGUGCUGCAUUAACAGUCAAUCAUAUUGAGAACUAUGGCAUUCCUUCAGAUCUUUCUCUGUCUCCACGAGAGAGCAUCCAGCUUUAUGACACAAUGGCAAAAGUCUGGCAAGACUGGCCAAGGGCACAGGAGCUAGAUCCUGAGGAGUUUGUCUCUUUCAAGAAUAAAGUAGUAAUAAAAAAGGCAGAUGCAAGGAAAUAUGAACAGGAACUGAAGAAAGAACUAAGCGAAUGGAUUGUGCUUGGCCAAAGGCAGAAGGUGAAUGAACUACUGGAGCACCUUAAACCAAAAUCUGUGGAUUGCUCAGAACAGCAGAAGUGGGAACAUUUUGCAAACUUUGUUGAUAAAUUACAUGAGAUGGAUAAGUUGCCUGCCAUAUUUUUUAUAUUUAACAUCCAUUCAGUCGAAUGUGCAGCCAUGACUGUAUUCUCUAAAUUGCUGGAAAAACAAGAAAGUAUACAAGGUCCAGAUCCUGAGAGGGAAGAAGAGCAUUUAAGGGAAAAACUAAGAAAAGUGACCAAAAUGCUAACAAAAUUCCCUGAGGAUACCAAAAAGUUGAGCCCUCAUAAAAUGAAAAGCAUGGAACUUCUUUCAACUAAAAAAACCAACCUAGAAAUAAGGCUUAAAACACUAACUACUAUCCCUUCUGUGUGUACUUACGCUGACCAUAAAGCAGUGGAUGAAGAUACUUUGAGGAAGAUUUUUCAUCGUCUUAGGUUUGAGAGAAGAGGUUAUCUGCAGGAAAUGAUGGCACUGAGGGGAAUUGGGUAUCAUCAUGCAUCUAUGUCCGCUAAGCAAAGACAAGUAGUGGAGAUGCUUUUCAGGCUGGGAUACGUGAAGGUAGUCACAGCUACUUCAUCUCUUGCUCUGGGAAUCAACAUGCCAUGUAGAUCUGUUGUCUUUGCUGAAGAUUCUGUCUUUUUAGAUGCCUUAAAUUACAGACAGAUGUCAGGGCGUGCUGGAAGACGGGGACAAGAUAUGAUUGGAAAUGUGUUCUUCUAUGACAUCCCACUGCCCAAAGUUGAAAGACUUAUCAAAUCCAAUGUACCUCAGUUGAAAGGCCAAUUUCCUCUGACUAUUUCCUUAAUAUUGAGACUCAUGCUGUUGGCUGCAAAGGCUGAUGACAAAGCAGAUGCUAGAGCAAAGGCUUUGUCAGUGUUGAAGCAUUCACUGAUGUCAUUCAGAAAAGAAAGAUAUGCUGAAAUAUUAAAAAUUUAUUUUGUGUUUUCCUUGCAAUUUCUUAUCAAAGAGGGCUACUUGGAUCAAGAAUGUAACCCCAUAGGAUUUGCUGGACUUGUGACACACUUGUACUAUCAUGAACCUUCAAAUUUCGUUUUAGUGAGCUUUCUUGUGAAAGGUUUAUUGCACAAAUUGUGCCAGCCAAUUAAAGGUAAAUAAUACUCCAUUCAAGUUAAUUGCAAUCUAUGGCAGGCUCUGUAACCUCGAUGAUACUGGGUACCUUCUUGCUGCUGCUACCUUUUGCUUGCCUCACCUUCAUCUUCAGAUCCUUGACCUCUGCCUCUACACACUCUGUGUAUGCUUAUAUUUCUGUCUGAGAAAGCCAAGGCACACAUCUGGCAAUGCUGGUAUCAUGAACGUAUCUUUGCUGUUUGUGAAACAUUCUGGUGAGGUAAGAAGUAAUGCCAUACAUAGAAAAAUUAAUAAUUCUGACUCCAGAGUUAGAUUUUAGUUCUAUCAAGCAAAUAAAAUGGAUGACUCCUCUGAAUAUCAACAAAUCAAAAAAGUAAGUACUACUAAUAUCUCAUUACCUGAGUUAAAUCUAUUGUGUGCACUGAGAUAUGGUACAAUAUGUUAACAUAUA
Manacus vitellinus (golden-collared manakin) is the source of this 5164-nucleotide messenger RNA. RefSeq names its product probable ATP-dependent RNA helicase DDX60. Lineage: Eukaryota; Metazoa; Chordata; Aves; Passeriformes; Pipridae. The coding region runs from base 124 to 4740 and encodes 1538 amino acids. Gene Ontology annotation, cellular component: cytoplasm. Gene Ontology annotation, molecular function: nucleic acid binding; ATP binding. The transcript has 31 exons. The record is from RefSeq and is a predicted model, not a curated record.